This is a messenger RNA of Prorocentrum cordatum, 9597 nucleotides long. The record is from the annotation of a GenBank genome assembly. Lineage: Eukaryota; Dinophyceae; Prorocentrales; Prorocentraceae.
GAACGAUGAGAGGUCAGCGCCCCGCCCCCCGCGCUCAACCCACCCGACAGCAAGGUGAGUUGACCCGGAUGUGGUUCAAGCAAGCAACCACGACAACGGCGACUUCGACCGCCACCACGUGGACCACCUCCUCGACCAGCACGGCCUCGACCACGAGCGUCACCGCCUACGGGUGCUUCCACACGCCGGACUGCUUCGACCCCCACUUCGAGGCGGUGGAGUCCACGGGGACAUCGCCCGGGUCGCUCGAGGGCGCGGCGUCCGCGCUGCACAACGCCUCGGCUGCGAUGUUCAUAUACGGUGGGUACAGGGCUUCAGAUACGUUUAUACACGACGACCUCUACAUCUACAAGAUCUUGGAGAGCCAAUGGGCAAGCUGCCCACAGAACGGCGCUGUCCCGGUCGCAGCUCAGUUCCCCACGAUGGUCUUGUGGGAGGCCGACUACAAGCUAUUGUUGUUCGGCGGCGUUACGGAGUCGUUCGCAUGGCCGACUGACGUGUAUUCGUACACCGUCUCCAGCGACAGCAUCACGAAUGGUGAGAUUAGCGGCGAAUGGUCAAUCAUGACAGCCGGAGGCACGAUUCCAGAUGGGCGACUUGGCCACGUCGCCGUCUUCAAUGAGGCCACCUCCACCAUGUUCGUCUUCGGCGGCCAGGGCUCCGACUUCGCCUACAGGAACGACCUGUGGUGCUACGACGCCGUGUCUCAGGCGCUGCGAGGUCGGCGGCAGGCCGGAGCAGGCGGUGCCCUCGUCGGUGGCAGGCUCGACCCGCGGGCCGCCUCGGUGGCCAGUGGCUCCUCCGGGGCAGACGCACCGCGCACCGAGCGAGAACUGCUGGCGCCUGUCAUCUCGGGGGCCGUUGCGGCGGCGCUCGAGGCGACCGUGGCCCGUGGCCCCCAAGCUGGGCCAGCUCGAGAAGACGUUCCUGUGGCGAAGCUCUACACGUUGGCCAGAGACGUCCACGAGCGCGGGCCGCGGAUCGACGACGUGGGGAGCGGCCACGGGAAGCCGGAGGAGAGGAUGGUGGUCCUCGAGAGGGAGCCUCACCCGGCUCCUGCCCAGCCGCGGAAGGCUCCCCUGCGCACGCCCGACUGGGGCCGGCAGAUCGACACGUGCAUACUGCUGGUCAACGCGCGGGAGGAGAUCCGCCUGAAGGAGACGCGCCCGAUUUUAGGCUACACGGAGGGCGCCGAGUUCGACUUGGAGGGGGCCGACAUGUCGCGGUCAUAUGUGUUGCGGUUCACGGGCACGCUGCAGCACAUUGCGGAAGCGCGUCGCAACAAGGCAGAAUCAGGGCUGCGUGAGGCGCCUGGCCAAUGGCGGCGCUUCGUGCUGGCUCUUCCGGGUGGCCGCCGUGUGUCGCUCUCCGUCGGCGGCGACAAGAACCGCCACAGCAUCGCCUUGGAGGUCGCGGGGAAGAGGCUCAAAGGGGCCAUAUCGGAAAAACUCGAUGUCAACGUGUACCUGGAGAAGGAAAGCGGCCACCUCUCACACAGAUGGGAGCGAGUGGCCAAGAUUUUUCGGCGGAGCAGGGCGCGGGACGAGGCUCAAAAAGGCCAUAUCAAAUCGGAAAAACUCAAUAUCAACGUGCACCUGGAGAAGGAAAGCGGUCACCUCUCACACAGAUGGGAGCGAGUGACCAAGAUUUCGGCGGAGCAAGCGGAACCUCGCAGUGGUUUGGCAGGGCUGCGGGUGGAGAAGGAGACCCUCGACGAGAUCGCCGACUCGGUCUUCAACCCAAGGCGGUGGUCGCUCUACAGGAGGUUCAUCGGGAUGCUGGAGCUCUUCGCGACGGCCUUCAAAGGAGAGCCUGAAGAGCAUUUCCUGCGCGACCUCUCAGAUCACGUGCUGAUCACGGUGACCAUGCAGGAAUGGAUGCGGGAGCACUUCGAGAUCGCGCAUGAGUCCGUUGUUCUGAAGAACCAGCUCAUCUUUAGCCGACUGAUUGAGGUCCGCGGGAUUCAAGACGCCCUCGAGACGCAGCGCGCGGGGGAGGCCUCGGUCGGCAGGUGGCCACUGGGAGCGUCCGUCAUCGCGAACGAGUUGAAGGCGCACUGGGGGCCCGUCUUCGCGCGCUCCACGCCCACCCCCAGCAUGGCCCGAGCGGAGAAGUAUCUUGAGCGCUUCACAUGUGCUUAUGACUUCUCGGACAUCCAAAUGCCCGAAGUCCGCGACAUGAGAAAGUACCUCGACGCGGCGUUGCUUUCCGCGCCGGGGCCAGACGGGCUAUAUUAUCGCACAUGGGCCUGGGGACGGUGCCCCGAGCUCCUCCACGACUGCAUGUCUUGGGCGAUGGAGGGCAACCCGCUCGGAGAGGAGUUCAGCGCCAGCAUCGGGGUGCUCUUGCCCGAAGGCACUGGUGAUGGCGCUCGGCAGGACAGCGGCCCGCUCACUCGCGCAGCGGAAACACGUCCACUGGCAUUGAAGAGCUCGUGCAACAAGGCAGUGGUGGCGAUGCUGAAUGUGCCGCUUCGCAGGGUCCUGCAGCGCAGUGCCCCCUCCACGCAGGGGGGGUUCGUGCCGGGCCGUGCCAUGAUUCAGAACGUCACCGAUUUGGACUCGCACGCCCGGUUGGUCAACAGCCGAGCGCAGUCCGACGACGAGCGCAAGGAGGAGGGACCCCUGUGGGCGGUGGACUUUUGCGCGGCGUCCCCGUCGGCGCGGCAGGCCUGGACGCACCUGGCCUUGUCCCGUUGGCGGGCGCCGAGAGGUCUCAAGAAGGCGGCGCUUGUGCUCUACAUGGACAGCCAUCUCUGGAAUAGUUACUGGGCGACGUGGACCUACCCCUUUGAGGCGAUAUCGGGGGUCCUGCAAGGCUGGGCGCGGUCGUGCGCCGACGACCUCGGCGGGGUCGCUUGCAGGUACCGCUUCUUCAGGCAUCUGGCACGCAUCAUGAGGAUCGCUGCGGAAAUUGCCGCAUUGAGGCUGAAGUAUGAGAAGUGCGUGGUGGUUCCGCUUGCCACGGUGGACAACAACAUGAAAACACCGAUGGCGAAGUUCAUGGAGCGCACGAAACCCAUCAUGACGCAGGGGCCGCACGCCCACCUCGCGCGCCAGCAGUGCUUGAGCAGGGCGCAGCCGGUCACCUCGUACAAUAUGCAGUUCAUGAUGAUGCCUUGGAAAAUGGUGAGGGGGGCCUUGGGCCAGGGGGGCCGCAAGGCGUUGCGAUGGCGGCGCUCGGUCCAGGCGGAGGCACCCGGAAGCGCCAGAAAGCGGCAGCUGCCGCAGGGCUACUUCCAGAAGAUGGGCCUAAUCGGCCUGUUCACCCAGAGAUCCCGCAAGCACUACCAGAUGGAGGACUUGCAGGUGCACUGGGUGUCUGUGCGCGCCCACAUGAGGCAUGCCGCCAUGGCAUGGGCGCUCGCCGCGAUUCGAACGUGGGUGGGAGGGUGCGUCACCGGCACGAGGGGCGCUGAUAUGCGACCUCCCUGCGCCGCUCGCGUGGAGCCUUGGUCUGUGAAGGGCGGGCACUUGGCCUUCGCAGUGGCGCUGUAUCACGCGUGCCGCGUCUGCUCCCACCUGUGGCACGGCGCGGAGGAAGUGAUGCUGCAGAUGGUCAUUGGCAACAUCGAGGCGGUGAGGCUCGCAGUCCGCCUCCCGUUGAAAUCCCAGCAGAAGAAGAUGUUCAACAUGGUUGAGCUCAGGAUCGGCGGCUCCUACUGGGAAAACCUGACCUGGACGGGCGCCGUGCCAGCGGGGCAGUCGCCCGUAGCGAUCUGGUACGACGGCUCGUACGACACCUCAGGAGUGAUGGAGUGGGACCAGCACGAGGCCAUGAUUCUCUACGUGAAUGAUGAGCACGUGCAGAUGUGGUUCAAGCCGCCCACGACGACAUCGAUGACGUCGACAUUUUCGAGCACGGUGUCCUCCUCGACUGGGACCUCGACCGAGACCUCGACCACCGUGACUGCCUACGGAUGCUUCCACGAGCCGAACUGCUUCGAGCCGCACUUCGAGUCUUUGAUGGGCGUCGUGGGCGGCACCCCGCCCGCUGGGGGCGGCGAGCAGAAGGGCGCGUGGAACAACGCCACGGCCUCGAUGUUUGUCUUCGGUGGCCGGAACGAGAGCGACCCGAACGAUUUCCUCAACGACCUGUACGUGCUCAGGUAUGCCGGGUCGCCGGCCCCCGUCUGGGCCCGGUGCACCCCGAGCGGGGACGUGCCCGAGCCCCGCGAGCAUCCCUCGCUGGUGAUGUGGGAGGCAGAGAACAAACUGAUCCUGUACGGCGGCAUGUCCCUGUCCGACGCGACUCCUUACGACACGGUGCACGUGUACGAGGUGACCGACGACACCAUCAACGGUGGAUCCAUCAGCGGAUUCUGGUCACUGGUGGACGAUGGGACCACGACGCCAACCGCGCGAAUGCAGCAUUCAGCUGUCUUCAACGAGGCUACCUCUAGCAUGAUCGUCUUCGCGGGAAUUGCGGGAAUUCCCAGCAUCGGCUUCACCCUCCUGAACGACCUGUGGAGUUACCACGCCGCCUCCGAGAGCUGGACGUCGCUGUCACCAAGCGGCACCGCGCCUGCGGGGCGCAUCCGCCACGCCGUCGCGUGGUGGGCCGACGCGCAGAAGAUGUUCGUCUCCGGCGGCCCCGCGCUCGGCCUCGCGACGCAGACGGCAGGCGUCGGCCACGAGGCCGGCGGUCGCCGCCGAGCGCUGCGCGGCGUGGCCUCCGGGCGGUGCCGCAAGGAGCGAGGAGACAUGGAGGAGAUGCAGAGAGCCAUGCAGCAGCUGAGCCUCAGGCUCCAGCAGCAGGAGCGAGAGAUGAAGCAGCUGCAGGAGGACAGGCAGAGGAUGCAGGAAGAGCUGGAGCGUUCGCGGGAGGCACCGCAGCGCCAUGGAGGACAGCAGCCGCACUCCGUGGUCGACACGCGCGUGCUCAGCAAGCCCGAGAGCUACGCUGGCGAUCCGUCGAGGUUCGCGGAUUGGAGCUUCAAGAUGCGCGCGUACCUCGGGGCGGUGGACGAGCGCUACCAGCAUCUCAUCGAGAAGACGGAGAUGGCGACGGAGCCGCUGAAGAACGCGACGAUGGAGCCAGACGAGGCGCGGCUCAGCACCCAGUUGUACUACAUCCUCGUGCUGACGACGUCGGGGCCAGCGUUGACCAAGUGCCACAACGCUGGAGUCAACGAAGGCUUCGAAGCGUGGCGGCAGUUCGUACUCGAGUGGGAGCCGCGUAUUCGGACAAGAUUCGUGGGCCUGCUGAUGCAGCUGAUGUCGUACCGGUUUCGCGACGACAUUCCGAGCGCAUUGGCGGCAUUCGAGCGGCUCGUGCACGACUACGAGUCCCAGAGCCAGAAGACGGUCGACGACGACACCAAGAUCGGCGUGGCGCUGUUGGGGAUGGAGAACGAGCGCGUGAAGGAGCACCUGAUUCGAAACAGCAGCAGGAUCACGACGUGGCAGCACGUGAGGGACGAGAUCUUGGAGAUCACGAGGACGCAGCAGUACAUCGACUCGCAGCCCGCGCCGAUGCAGCUCGGGGCGACGCCCUGGAAUGCCGGAAAGCCCAAAGGCGGCAAGAGCAAGGAAGGCAAAGGCAAGGAAGGCAAGGGGAAGGACUCAAAAGGAAAAGGCAGCAAGGCCAAGAAGGGCGCCGAGGAGGCGUCGAACGCGAACAGGGACAAGGUGUGCUUCUACUGCAAGAAGACGGGGCACGUCAAGGCGGAGUGCCGGAAGAGGCAAAAGGACCUCGCGGCAGCAGAGGGCUCAAGGUCAGCCAGCGCGAGGCUGAGGUCGGACGCGGGAGGCCCCGCUCCGAGGGCAGACACGACUCCAGUUGGCGCUCUGCCAGCGACGCCUCAAUACCUCAUGAUCGACACCUGCGCAGGCGCGAGCGUGUUCCCGAAGGGGUUCGACCCGAACGCCGAGCCCGACGCGAGCGUGCGACCAGUCAAGCUUGCGACGGCUACGAACGACCCCGUGCACGGGGCGAGCGGGAAGCGAUCGAGGUUCGAGCUGGAAGGCGGGCGACAGGUGAGCGUGAGGUACAACGAGGCCGACGUGAAGUUCCCGAUCGUGAGCGUCGGCGAGGCGGCAUCGCAGGGGAAUUGGUUCCUGUUCGGGCCAGGCUGCCAAGCGAUGCUCCCAGGGACGAUGGCGAGCGAGCUGCGGCAGGCAGCACGGCAAUCAGAGGCUGUUCAGCUGGAGAUGCAUCGGGGGGUGUACUGGCUCCCGUGCGCGGCACCGGGAGCAGACAAGCACGAGACACCACUCUGCGCGACGCGAGCCGCGGCGGUGGUCGAGACCGCUCCGACGAUGUCUUCCAGUAGCGCGGCUGGCCCCUCGGACGCGGGUGGCCCCGCUCCGAUGGCCGAGGAGCCGGCGGCGACGCCAGCGUUACGACGAAUUCCCGGUUCUUUUCCGACAGCUGUGAGCUCGGGCGCGGGCAGCCCCGCCCCAGCGCAGCUGGAGGAGAGCGAGGCGUCGCGCGUCGCGAUCAGCAAGCGCCUCCCUCCCACGGUGAGCCGCCAGGAGUUCGACGAGCACCAGCUGACGCACUUGCCUUUCCGCUCGUGGUGCGACCACUGCGUGCGAGGCAAGGCAAGUGACGAUGCCCACCGGGCGAGGAACGAAGCAGAGAAGGGGGCGCCCAGAUGGUCCAUGGACUAUUUCUUCCUGGCCAGGGCGGGCGAUCCCCAGCAGGCGAAGCCGGUGCUCUGCUGCCUUGACUCUCUUAGCGGCGCGGUCUUCGCUGCGAUGGUGCACAAGGGUGGCGACCGCUACGCGCUCGCCGUCAACCAAGAGGCCCUGAGGUUCACGGGCAGGACGAGCAUCAUCAUUCUGAGCGACCAGGAGAAUGCAGUGAAGAAGCUGGUCAACCUUGUGCGCGAGGAGCGUGUCCAUGACACCGUCGUGCUCAACGCGCCGAAGGGGUCGAGUGUCAGCGCGGGCGGCAUCGAGCGUGCCAACUACGAGGUCGAAAAGCAGGUGCGGACGAUGAGGUCCAGGAUCGAACAGGUGUACGGCAUCAAGGUGGACCUCGACCACAAGCUCCUCCCCUUCCUCGUCCGUCAUGCCGCGUGGCUGAUCACGCACUACCAGGUGAAGGUCGACGGCAAGACGCCGUACGAGCGGCUGCGCGGACGGCCAUGCAAGGGCCAGAUCGCCGAGUUCGGUGAGGUGGUGCAUUGCAGGGACCCCCAGAAGGCCGCCGACAUGCCCAAGCUCGAUGACAGAUGGCGGCUGGGCGUGUGGCUCGGCAAGAGCCUGGCGAGCGACGAGCACUACGUCGGCAGUGCGGCCGGCGUGCAGAGGUGCAGGUCGAUCUGGAGGCGGCCGGAGCCGAGCCGCUGGGACAAGAAGCUGCUGGAGGCCAUGGCUGGAGAGCCAUGGGACCCGAAGGCGGGGGUCAGCCUGGAGAAGGCACCGAUGCCGAGGGGAGUGUACAUUACCCUGGACCGCCAGAUUAAGUACGGCGGGACGAAGGGCUGCCCCGCGUGCUUCGGAGACGCCAAGAUCCAUUCAGCAGAGUGCCGUGCCAGGUUCCAGGACCUCGUGGACCGGGACGCGGCGGCUCGUGCGCAGCCAGCGGGAAGCACCGCGGCGGCCGAGUCGGCCCCUUCUGCGCCACAGCCAGCGGGCAGCACCGCGGCCGGGAUGGAGGUCAGCGCAGCAAGGGGUGACGGGCGGCUCGCGCUGGGAGCGGGUAGGCCCGCCGUGGCUGAGCCGCAGGACGAGCCCAUGGGCGAGGUAGCGGAAGAUUUGCCUGGGGCUCGGAAGCGCCAGAAGAUCCUGGCGGGUCUCCCAACGCUGCACGACCAGGGGCCGCAGGCAGAGGAGAUGCUUGAGACGCUUCCUCUGCUGGCAGCGCUGCCCGACGACGCAGAGUGGCAGGAGCAGCUCUUGGACUGGGGGCGCGAUUACUAUGGCACUAAGAGCGGGAAGCUGCUGAACAAGCAGAAGGUCUAUGAGGGCAGGCGCCGAGAGCUGGACAACAUGCAGCGCCUGGAGGUCAAGGAGCCCAUCCUGCUGUCGGAGGCGCGUGCUCAGGGCUUGGAGGUCGUCUACUCCAAGUGGCUGGACGACGAGAAGGCCACGCCGGAGGACCCUGACGCAGUCAGAUCACGGCUGGUGGCCACACAGGUCAACACCUACGGCAGGGAGGACGUGACCCAGGCGACGCCGCCGAUCAUGACCACUAGGCUUUUGGUCAGCAUGGCGGCGACGAAGACGAAUGCGAGAGGAGAGCACGACUGGCUGAUCGGCCGGCAUGACAUCAGGGUGGCGUUCUUCCAUGCAGCUGGCUCGGGGCGAGUGGUCAUCGUACCACCUCGAGGGCUCGCGCCGCCGGGUGUUGCUUGGAGGGCCCUGAAGGCAUGGUACGGCACGCGCGAGGCCAGCAAGUGCUGGGGGAACGAGGUCACGGACACCAUGCAACGCGAGGGGGCCAAGCAGGUAAUGGUGGUCCCAAUGAUGUUCUUCUCAGACUCCUUCGACUACGUGACGAACUGCCAUGGCGACGACUUCCUUUCAGCAGGGACGGCGGCGGCACUCGACGAGGUGGAUCGGAUCCUGGACGAGCACUUCGACACGAAGAGGCUGCCGCGCAUAGGACCGCCAGCUCACGGCGGCGAAGCAGCCGAGGGGCAGCAUCUUGGACGCAUUAUCCGGUGGACGCCGAGUGGUUUCGAGUAUGAGGCGAACCCCAAGCACGCCGAGGACUUGUGCCGCCUGGCGGGACUGCAACCGGCAUCGAAGGGGGCACCGACGCCAGCGACCAAGAGCACGGCGAAGGGCCGGCGCGACCAGGACGACGAGCUGAGCGACGAGGAGGUUAAGACGAGCUUCAGGCAGGGUGCAGGGACCGCACUGUAUAUGUCCAUCGACCGGCCGACCAUACAGUUUGCCACGUCGCAGGUGAUGGCCGGCAUGAGCAAGUCGAAGGUCGUCAAUCAGCUGCAGUUGCACAGGCUGGCGAGGUACGUCAAGCAGUACCCCAGGGAGGUGUGGCUGUUCGCGUACCAGAGCGCGCCCGAUGGUCUCUAUGUGUACACGGACACCGACUGGGCGGCCGACGAGCUAACGAGGUGUUCCAAGUCGUGCACGGUGGAGCGGUACGGCGACCACAUGCUGGACUGCAGCGUGGCCAAGCAGUCCACGAUAGCGCUCUCUAGCGGCGAGGCGGAGUUCUACGGCAUCGUGCGCGCAGUGGCCAUUGGGAAGAUGACCAGCCAGGUGCUGCAGGUUGGAAUCGCUUGUGAAGCAGAUGCCGCUGCGGAGAGAGGGGCCGGUGGCAGUGGCUUUGCUGGCAACGCGAUCGUGAAGCUGCUCGUCAGGGUGGCCAGGCACCCGGCCACGGAGGGGCAGCCACAGUUCCGGGAAACCCUCGCGACGGUUGCGGGUAGCACCGCACGGUGCGGGGAGGUGAAGGCUCUGGCCUGUGCCGCGGGCGCGAGGAGGCGCGACGGGCGCCGCCUGGUGGCGAAGAAGUGCUGCAUCCGGGACCUCGACGAGAAGCAGCGGGCGUUGUGCCUUCAGGAGCUCUCCCUGCUGCGGAAGGUGCGGCACCCGUGCAUCGCCGAGGUCAUAGACUUCCGCUGGUCGGCGGAGGACAGGCUGGAGUACUGGCUGGUCCUGAAGUACUAUCCGCGGG